AUGGCUAUCAAAGACCCUCCAUCGACCAACAACCCAGCUAAGCUCCACGUCGCCAUCGUCGGCGCUGGCAUCGCAGGCGUAACUCUGGCUCUAGGCCUCCUCUCCCGCGGCAUCUCUGUCACCAUCUACGAACGAGGAGCCAGCUUUCGAGAAAUUGGAGCAGGAAUCGGCUUCACCAGCAAUGCUGAACGAGCGAUGAAGAUCCUCGACCCUCAAAUCCACGCGGCAUUCAAGCGAGUGACGGUUCAGAAUGGAACAGACUGGUUCAUGUGGAUGGAUGGGAUGAGUGAGGAUUGCAGCCUGAUCCAUAAAAUGUACCUUGGAGAAAGGGGGUUUGAAGGAUGUCAUCGUGCUGAGUUCUUGGAUGAGUUGGUAAGGCUCAUGCCAGACGGUAUUGUGAGAUUUGGCAAGACUGUGGAUCGGAUUGAGGAGUUUGAGUGGGAGGAUGAGAGGCCUGUGCACUUGAAGUUCACGGAUGGGAGUGUGGAGUGUGCCGAUGUUGUGAUCGGCUGUGAUGGCAUUCGGUCAAGAGUGAGGCAGCUUCUCCUGGGAGCCGACAACCCAGCCUCCUAUCCAACAUACAGUCACAAAUAUGCCUUCCGUGGUCUAAUUCCAAUGCACCAGGCAAGAGCAGCUCUGGGUGUCGAGAAGACCGAUACACGACACAUGUACCUUGGCAAGGAUAGCCACGCACUCACAUUCCCAGUCGCCGGUGGGCAGAUCCUGAACGUCGUUGCCUUCACAUCAGACUCUCACGACUGGCCGUUCCCUGAGAAAUUCACAUCUCCGGCAGCAAAAGCGGACGCUGUCCAAGCCUUCUCAGGAUUUAAUUCAACCGUGAGAUCCAUCAUCGACCUCUUGCCCGAGCAGCUCGAUAAAUGGGCUGUCUUUGAUACCUACGACAAUCCCCCACCAGCUUACUCAAAGGGCCGUAUCUGCCUCGCGGGUGACUCUGCUCACGCUGCAGCGCCAUAUCAUGGUGCAGGAGCAGGUUUCGCAAUUGAAGACGGUGCCGUACUUGCCCAUUUGCUGAGUGCCGUCAGCAGCGACUCCCGAAAAGACAUCACCGCAGCUUUGCAGGCGUAUGACUCAGUACGCCGAGAGAGAGCACAAUGGCUGGUCGAGACCAGUCGCUUCGUGGGUGAGAUGUAUCAGUGGCAGGACAAGAGAGUUGGCAGUGAUCUGGGGAAGUGUGCGGAGGAGAUUGAGUGGAGGUCGAGGAAGAUUUGGGAUUACGAUGUCGAGCAAAUGGUUUUGCAGUCCGAGAGGGCAUUUACGAGGGAGUUGAUGUAG
Molecule: messenger RNA, 1293 nt
Organism: Zasmidium cellare ATCC 36951
Lineage: Eukaryota; Fungi; Ascomycota; Dothideomycetes; Mycosphaerellales; Mycosphaerellaceae
Exons: 2
Coding region: 1-1293 (430 amino acids)
Biological process (GO): secondary metabolite biosynthetic process
Molecular function (GO): FAD binding
Source: RefSeq, a predicted model, not a curated record